Molecule: messenger RNA, 4089 nt
Organism: Chanos chanos (milkfish)
Lineage: Eukaryota; Metazoa; Chordata; Actinopteri; Gonorynchiformes; Chanidae
Product: 1-phosphatidylinositol 4,5-bisphosphate phosphodiesterase gamma-2-like
Exons: 33
Coding region: 62-3850 (1262 amino acids)
Biological process (GO): positive regulation of epithelial cell migration; release of sequestered calcium ion into cytosol; phosphatidylinositol metabolic process
Cellular component (GO): ruffle membrane
Molecular function (GO): protein binding; phosphatidylinositol-4,5-bisphosphate phospholipase C activity
Source: RefSeq, a predicted model, not a curated record
GGGCGGUUUACGACGUGAUUACAAACUUUCAUUUUCAUUCAGUGUGUCCCCAGACUCAGCCAUGGCUGGUCGCGGUAAGCAGGGUGAGCUGACAGAGUAUAAGAAGAGUCAGAUAAAGAGAGAUCUGGAGAUGGGGAUCGUGAUGACCGUCUUCAGACAGAGGAUGGAGAGACUGACUGUGCAGGUGAUUAUGGAGACCAGACAGGUGGCUUGGACUCGCACCGCCGACAAGACAGAUGGAGUCUUGGACCUGGCUGAAAUCCGGGAAGUGCGGCCGGGGAAGAACUCAAAGGACUUUGAGCGGUUUAAAGACAGCAAAGACAAGCACGCAGACAACACCUGCUUCACCAUCUUCUACGGGUCUCAGUUUGUUCUGAACACUUUGAGUCUGGGAGCUGACUCACCUGAGGAUGCAGAGAAAUGGCUCACAGGGUUGGAUUUACUCAGGAAGGAAACAUUGGAGGCCCAUACACCAGCCAUUGUAGAGAGUUGGCAGCGAAAACAGAUGUAUUCCAUUGAUCAGACGAAGAAGAACAGUAUCACACUGAAAGAGCUGAAAUCUUUGCUGCCUCAAAUCAACUUCAAAGUUCCCAGCACUCGUUUCCUGAAGGACAAGUUUACGGAGAUCGGAGCCAAAAAAGAUGUCCUUGAUUUUGAGCAGUUUCAUAAGUUCUACAAUUAUUUGAUAUUUGAUAACCAGAAAAUGAUUCUGGACGAGUUUAAAAAGGAGUCAUGUGAAUUCAUCAUGGGAAACACGGACAAACCUGAUUCCUCUGUUGUUCACCUUUAUGAUUUUCAAAGAUUCCUGCUCUACCAGCAGAAGGAGACAUGGGCCAAUAAUGUGAACCAGGUGAGGGAGUUGAUGACCAUCUUUAUUGAUGACACAAUGAGGAGAACAAAUGACCCUGAGUUCACAGUGGGUGAGUUCCUCAGUUUUCUGUUUUCGAAAGAGAACUCGAUUUGGGAUGAAAAAUACUCAGAGAUCUGCAGUCUGGACAUGAACAACCCCCUGUCUCAUUACUGGAUCAACUCUUCACACAACACUUAUUUGACUGGUGACCAGUUACGCAGUGAAUCCUCCACAGAAGCCUAUGUGAGAUGCCUCAGACUGGGCUGUCGCUGCAUUGAACUGGACUGCUGGGAUGGUCCAGGGGAGCCAAUCAUAUACCAUGGAUGGACCCGGACCACUAAAAUCAAGUUUAAAGAUGUCGUCAAGGCCAUUAAUGAUCACGCCUUUGUCACAUCUGAGUACCCUGUGGUGCUGUCCAUUGAGGAGCACUGUUGUGUAGACCAGCAGAGGCAGAUGGCGAGAAUCUUUAAAGACGUCUUCCAGGACAAGCUGCUGACGGAGCCCGUGGAGCUGAUCGCUGAACAGCUCCCGUCUCCCACUCAGCUCAAGGGCAAGAUCAUCCUCAAGCACAAGAAGCUGAAUAUGGAUUUGAAUAUGGAGAACAGGAGAGAUGUGCGUAAGGGGGAGAAACAGGGAGAACUUUACAUCUGGGAUCCGAUUGACGAGCGGUGGUACAGGCAUUACUGUGUGAUCUGUGACGACAAGCUUUACUAUGCAGAGGAGAGUGAGUUAGAGGAGGAUCAGCUCAAGGGCACUCCAGAGCUCCACCAAUCAGAGCCCUGGUUCCACGGGCGCAUGUCAGAGGGGCGUCAGACAGCCGAGCGGCUGCUACAGGAGUUCAGCGCCGAGUCCGGGGGAAGAGACGGCACCUUCCUGGUGCGGGAGAGCGACACCUUCGUCAAUGACUGCACCCUGUCAUUCUGGCGUGGAGGAAGAGUCCAGCACUGCCGAAUCCGCUCCAUGUCCGAGGGAGGUCACACCAUAUUCUUCCUGACGGAAAACCUGCACUUCCCUAGUGUCUAUGCUCUGAUCCAGCACUAUCGCGAGAGUCCACUCCGCUGCCAGGACUUUAACCUGCGUCUCACAGAUGCUGUUCCACGACCCAACCAGCAUGUGCAUGAGGGCUGGUACUACAGUAAUCUGAGUCGAGGUGAGGCAGAGGAAUACGUAAUGAGGAUACCUAGAGACGGAGCCUUUCUCAUCCGACAAAGAGAGGACCCUGACUCAUACGCCAUCACCUUCAGGGGAGACGGACUGGUCAAACAUUGUCGAAUCCAGAAAGAAGGCUCCGUGUACGUGCUGGGAAACACCAGUGAAUUUGAGAGUCUGGUGGAACUGGUCAACUACUUCCGCAACAAGCCCCUCUACCGAAAAAUUAAGCUCCGCUACCCAGUCACUCCAGAGCUGGUGAACCGCUUCAGCAUGGAGACUGACUGCGCAGCACUGUAUGACAUAAAGACAUAUGUGGAGCCCAACGAGAUUGAGCCAUCACUACCCCAGAGUACAGUGAAAGCACUCUACGACUACAGAGCCAUGAGACCGGACGAACUGUCUUUCUGCAAGGGAGCUCUGAUCCACAAUGUUGCUAAGGAGGCCAAUGGAUGGUGGAGAGGGGAUUACGGGGGGAAGCUGCAGAUGUACUUUCCUGCUAACUAUGUGGAGGAGGUGUCAGACAGCACCAAAGCUGAGCAGAAAGAUCAGCCAGAGGAGGACAAUCCUUUAGGUGACCUGUGUAAAGGGAUGGUUGAGCUCUCCCAGUGCAAUGUGGUGCGCUCGGAGAAGAAUGGCAAGGCCCACAUGCUAAUGCUGCAGAAUAAACACGAUAAGGGGCUGAUGUCAUUUGACAUUGCCACAGAUUCAUGGGAGGACCUAUAUGAGUGGUACCAAGUCAUAUGGAGCAUUACCCAACAAGAACAACACAAGGAGUAUAAGAUAAAGCAGCAGAAAGAAUUUGAGAACAAAAAUGAGGUGGCCAUUGAGAUGUCUGAUCUGGUGGUUUACUGCAUCCCUAGGAGCAAAGAGAAGGAUAGAUUUGACACCUGGGACUAUAAAGAGGUCCGCUCGUUUGCGGAGAACAAAGCUCCGUCCAGGAACAGAACACGAGACUUCUUACGGUACAACCGCAAGGCCUUGAGUCGUAUCUACCCCAAAUCUCAGCGAGUGGAGUCUUCCAACUACGACCCUUACUCGUUCUGGAUGUGUGGCUCCCAGAUGGUAGCGCUCAACUUCCAGACUGCAGAUAAAGCUAUGCAGCUCAACAGCGCCCUCUUCAGUAUGAAUGGAGGAACAGGUUAUGUACUACAGCCAGAGUUGAUGAGGACUGAUAGCUAUGACCCACUGCAGGAGAAGAGGAAAGUCAAGUUCACCAUCACAGUUCGAGUCAUCGGAGCACGUCACCUCCCCAAGCUGGGCCGAAGCAUCGCCAGUCCCUUUGUGGAGAUAGAGCUGUGUGGCCAGACAGAGGACAACAAGUUCAAGACUACUGUCUGCCACGACAACGGGCUGAACCCGGUCUGGCUCGGUCCGCAUCGCCUGCCCGCCGAGGCCGUGACCUUUACCGUGUACGAGCCCGAGCUGACCUUCCUACGCUUCGUGGUCUUUGAGGAGGACAUGUUCUCCGACCCCAACUUUCUGGCUCAAGCCACCUUCCCCGUCAGAGGCAUCCGCUCAGGUUAUCGUUCGGUCCCCUUGAAGAAUGGAUACAGUGAAAGACUGGAGUUGGCAUCUCUGCUGGUAUAUGUUGAUGUUCAACAGGUGGAGAAAGCAGAGGAGGAGCUGUAUUCGUCCUCCAGCCAAUUACGGAAAAGACAGGCGGAGCUAAGCAACGAGCUCUUCCUAUACGACACACACUCCAACAUUCAGCGUACCCUUCCUCAGCAGAGGCGUGAUGACCUCAUGCAGGAGUUCAGCUCCAAUGAGACGCAGCUCCAGAGAAUCCAAGAGACCUGCAAACAGAAGAUGAAGGAGAAGAAGAUAAACAACAGUAGGUUCUACUCCUGAGGGGAACAAAGGCAUCAGGGCUUGUGUUUGGGAUAGGGCUGAGGAGCCGGGGCCCUUUACCUCGUUUAGCACGGCUGGCUAACACAGUCACGCUACUGGAACAGACUGGAUCUCUGGAUUUACACGCUUUUUGGGACUUCACAGCGCUAACUGGAAUCUAUGUGCUUUGUCCGUGUUUUAAUUUGUUUUUUUUGGGGGGUUUUUGUUUUUCCAAGUGUGUGUGAGUGUGUGUGUGUGUG